Cheilinus undulatus (humphead wrasse) is the source of this 3534-nucleotide messenger RNA. RefSeq names its product FYN proto-oncogene, Src family tyrosine kinase a (gene fyna). Gene Ontology annotation, cellular component: extrinsic component of cytoplasmic side of plasma membrane. Gene Ontology annotation, molecular function: ATP binding; non-membrane spanning protein tyrosine kinase activity; signaling receptor binding. Gene Ontology annotation, biological process: cell differentiation; innate immune response; T cell receptor signaling pathway. The coding region runs from base 625 to 2241 and encodes 538 amino acids. The transcript has 14 exons. NCBI's taxonomy places the organism in Eukaryota, Metazoa, Chordata, Actinopteri, Labriformes, Labridae. The record is from RefSeq and is a predicted model, not a curated record.
CUCGUACCCACUUCUUCCCUCAUCCCUCCACUUGCAUAAUAGCGUCUUGUCUGCCUGUUGCAGCUGGAGCAUCCCGAUGACCCAGAUAUAAUCAGAGUUUAUGGCCCUCUGCUCCAGCAGCCUGCAGUGCUCCGACUCCACCACCAGCCACAAGUCUCCUCUUCUCAGCCAUCACUGCAUGACCCACAUCUCCAUGGUUACCAGUCCAAAAUGGCUCCGAGGAAGAAAGAGCUGCAUGUUGGCGAUCAUGACUCCUGGUGAUGGAGGAGAAGAAAGUAGGUCACUCCACAGACGAGGAGGUGACCCAGUACACAUUGUAACCUCUUAUUGGAGGAGAGAGCUGUCAAUCAUCGCUACUGGUCGGUGUGGAUCCGCAUCAGGCGUACGCAACAACAGCUACGUCAAGACGCACGCAGCUUCGCUCCAGUCGCCAUCGUCAUCAUCUGUACGCACGGCGGCGACAGGAGCUCCUGAAUCGGCAGGGACGGGUAUCCCACCGCUAUUCUCCACCAAUGCGAGGAAAAAAACAGUGACAGAGAGUAGAAAACCAUCGGCGGCUCCCCCUCACGAAAGCCCCUCUGGAAACUCCGAUGGAUUAGUCUGAUUUUUCUCCGAGAGUAGAGGAUGGGCUGUGUCCAAUGUAAGGAUAAAGAAGCAGCAAAACUCACUGAUGACCGGGAGACCAGCCUCUCACACAACUCGGGGUACCGCUAUGGGUCCGACCCCACGCCGCAGCACUACCCCAGCUUCGGGGUCACCACGAUCCCCAACUACAACAACUUCCACAGCACCGCUGCCACACAAGGAGUGACCGUGUUUGGGGGAGUCCACACGUCCUCGCAGUCUGGGACGCUGCGGUCUCGAGGGGGAACAGGAGUGACUCUGUUUGUUGCUCUGUACGACUACGAGGCCCGGACUGAGGAUGACCUCAGCUUCAGAAAGGGGGAGAGGUUCCAGAUCCUCAACAGCACCGAGGGCGACUGGUGGGAGGCUCGCUCCCUCACUACAGGUGGAACCGGUUACAUUCCCAGCAAUUACGUCGCUCCAGUGGACUCCAUCCAAGCUGAGGACUGGUAUUUUGGUAAAUUAGGCCGAAAGGAUGCAGAGAGGCAGCUUCUUUCCAACGGCAAUGCCAGAGGCACUUUCCUCAUCCGUGAGAGUGAAACAACCAAAGGGGCCUACUCCCUCUCCAUCCAGGACUGGGAUGACAUCAAGGGAGACCACGUCAAACAUUACAAGAUUCGUAAGCUGGACAGCGGAGGCUACUACAUCACCACCAGGGCGCAGUUUGAGACGCUGCAGCAGCUGGUGCAGCACUACUCUGCUAGGGCUGCAGGGCUGUGCUGCCGCCUCAUCGUGCCGUGCCACAAAGGCAUGCCCCGCCUGACCGACCUGUCCGUCAAAACCAAAGACGUGUGGGAGAUCCCGCGGGAGUCGCUGCAGCUCAUCAAACGUCUCGGAAACGGCCAGUUUGGAGAAGUUUGGAUGGGAACAUGGAACGGCACCACCAAGGUGGCAGUAAAGACUCUGAAGCCCGGCACCAUGUCGCCUGAGUCGUUCCUGGAGGAGGCUCAGAUCAUGAAGAAGCUCCGACAUGACAAGCUGGUGCAGCUAUAUGCAGUGGUGUCUGAAGAACCCAUCUAUAUUGUCACUGAGUACAUGAGCAAAGGGAGUUUGCUUGAUUUCCUAAAAGACGGAGAAGGACGAGGCCUCAAACUGCCAAAUCUAGUGGACAUGGCAGCUCAGGUUGCAGCGGGCAUGGCAUACAUUGAGAGGAUGAACUACAUCCACAGAGACCUGCGCUCUGCAAACAUCCUCGUUGGAGAGAGUUUGGUGUGUAAGAUUGCUGACUUCGGUCUGGCCAGACUCAUCGAGGACAACGAAUACACAGCAAGACAAGGUGCAAAGUUUCCCAUAAAGUGGACCGCUCCUGAGGCCGCUCUCUACGGGAAAUUCACCAUCAAGUCGGAUGUGUGGUCGUUUGGCAUCCUGCUCACAGAGCUGGUGACAAAAGGCAGAGUGCCAUAUCCAGGCAUGAACAACCGCGAGGUAUUGGAGCAGGUGGAGCGAGGUUACCGGAUGCCGUGCCCGCAGGAUUGCCCGUCGUCGCUGCACGAGCUGAUGGUGCAGUGCUGGAAGAAAGACCCAGAGGAGAGGCCCACCUUCGAGUACCUGCAGGCCUUUUUGGAGGACUACUUCACUGCCACAGAGCCUCAGUAUCAGCCGGGGGACAACCUCUGAGCACUGCUGCCUUCAUGUCAUGUCAUUUCACCAUGUCUCCACCAGGGGGAGCCAGACCGCCACCUCUUCUCUCUCUCAUCCUGUGGCUCUCUCAUCGACUGACUUCAAGCUUGAUUCAGACAGCAACAGCUGCCUCUUUGACAUAAAUGAGUGGAUGUUGAGGAGGACGGGGAGAUGAGGUGACUGAAGACUUUAAACUGACUGCCAUGGAUGAACCAGACAAGUCGUGUUGUUUAACUUGUAUGUAAUGUAAAUAUAAAUUGCUUGUUUACUUAUCUCUUUUUGUUUCCUUUAUAUUACUUUUGAUAUUUUGGAAAUGUGUGGAUUUUUUUUUUUUAAUCCAAAGUUAUUUCAGAUUUACGGCUCGUAGAAAACCGUGUGCGGCUCACAGCUGGUGACAUAAUUGUAGGAAUAGUUAGAAAAUUGUGGACUGAAGUAUCUCAGAAGAUUUUCUGGAAGCCCAGCGACCUUUUUUACAAGGUUAUUAUACAAAACUGCUCUCCUCUUCUCAAGGAACUUAGAUGUACUAUAACACCUGUUCUUGCCUUUUCAUGUUUAGUAAUAUUCUUAUAAUGUAAAGGAAUGCCUUCAUGCUUUCUACACACUAACUUAGUGAAUCAUGGACUCUUCCAGCCAAACUUAUACGCCCCCUGCACUAAUAUUAAGUGCUUUCAUUGCAUUUCAGCUUCAGCCAAUGAGUUUAAGAUCGGCUUCGAGAAACUUUUACUUUCGCUUUUUUGUAGUUGCAGAGGAGGCAGACAUCCUCUCCGAUUGCGGCCUGACUGCUUAUAUAACGGCAAUAUUUUAAAAUGUAUGUUGCAUUACUGUAUGGCAGCAGGCUGUGUAAGAAUUCUGUCUUUCUGCUUCAGACAAACUGCCACUCACAUGACGGGAAUGAAGGAUGCAUACCUGUGUUUGUCCCUCCAUAAUGUGGAAAGAACAUGUUGUUUACGAGACCAAACAUGUUUAUUUCUCUGUCUUAUUUUUGCCUGAGUCUUCUAUGUCGUUUAAUUAACAUAAUAGUGUAUUUUUCUGCAGCUAUGGAUGAAAUUUAUCUUCCUCAAGUGUCAAACUUCUCUCUGUGAAUGAGAGGGUGCAUUCCAGGACAAUUCCAUUUCUCUGUGUGUGUUUUAAGUUUCUUUUCAUGGGCAGAAAGGUGAGCAAAAAUGUUGUUUUUGCAUCACUUUGUGUUCCCGAAUUCUGUAGAUAUACAGAAAAUGUUCCUGGUGUCUGCAUUAUUUAUUGUCUCUGUCUGUUACUUGUACACAACUGGUUUUGAAAUAAACAAUCUUG